This is a messenger RNA of Suillus clintonianus, 2856 nucleotides long. RefSeq names its product phenylalanine ammonia-lyase. The record is from RefSeq and is a predicted model, not a curated record. Gene Ontology annotation, molecular function: ammonia-lyase activity. The transcript is spliced from 10 exons. Lineage: Eukaryota; Fungi; Basidiomycota; Agaricomycetes; Boletales; Suillaceae. The coding region runs from base 133 to 2562 and encodes 809 amino acids.
AGUGCUGUGUCACAUACUGUGUCAUGUUGAACAAACCUGUUCACAAAAGAAAGAAAACGCAACGGCUUCAGCGCCAGCUUCUUUCGGGCGGAUCACACCGUCUGAAGAGAAAUAUAAAACCUAAUAUUCAUCAUGUCUACUCAUGCUCUCGUCUCCCAAUACGUCCAGGACGUCAAGGAGCUCGACUCUUACCUUACCGGAUCUCCAAUCACAAUCACAGGAUCUGCCUUAUCCAUUUCUCAAAUUGCUGCUAUCGCACUCUACCCACCUUCAUCAUCCCCCGGCAGCAAUCCAGUUAAAAUUCAUCUUACUGAUGACCAACAUGUCAAAGCAAAUGUAGCUGCCUCCCGUGCUGUCAUUGAGAGCAAGGUCGCAGCGGGCAUUAGUGUCUAUGGUGUCAGCACUGGAUUUGGUGGCAGCGCAGACACAAGGACAGAUGAUCCUAUUGCGCUCGGUGCUGCUCUCCUCCAGCACCAGCAUGCCGGCGUCAUUCUCCCUACUUACGCGCCGAGUCCCUCCACUGCUAUCCCCACCCUCUCGUCUUUCAAUAACAACCCUUUACCUUCCCCCGCCCCGCUCUCUGACCCAUUCACCAGCACUACUAUGCCACCACCUUGGACACGUGCCGCUCUCCUUGUCCGCGCUAACAGUCUCAUGCGCGGACACAGCGGUGUCCGCUGGGAACUUGUCGAGAAAAUGGCAGAACUCCUUAAUAAGGGCGUUACCCCUGUCGUUCCCAUGAGGGGCAGCGUCAGUGCCAGUGGCGACCUGUCCUCCCUUUCCUACAUUGCCGCAACACUAAUUGGAAAUCCCGCUAUCAGGGCUUGGGUUCCCAUGCCUCAUCCGUCUUCAGCCAUAUCUAGCACUUUCUCAACCCCCUUGUCAACUGGAACAUCUUCGCCACACUCCUCGCCCGAAUUGUCACCCUUCGCCACGUCCACCCCCCUGCCGCCCUCAGCCGAUACCCUUACCCUACCCACAGAUACUCCAAAAACAGACAGUCACGGAUCAUACGCCCUCCUUCCUGCCUCGCAGGCCUUGCAGGUUGCCGGCAUCACCCCCCUCCCGCUCUCGAGCAAGGAGCACUUGGGGAUCCUGAAUGGCACGGCGUUUAGUGCAGCUGUGAGUGCAUUGGUUGUGAGAGGCGCACGGGGAGUGGGCGUGUUGGGUGCCGUCCUAACAGCCAUGUCCGUUGAAGCGAUGCUCGGCGCGAGGGGCAGCUUUGAUCCCUUUGUCAGCGAGGCAAGGCCACACAUUGGACAGAUCCACUCUGCACGUCUCAUGCACACUCUGCUCGCUGGGUCUUCCUUUGCAAGCGAACAUGAGAUAGAAGUCAAGAUUGAGGAUGAUGCCGGCGUGUUGAGGCAGGACCGUUACUCUCUCCGGACAGCCCCCCAAUGGCUCGGCCCCCAGUUCGAGGACCUCGCAAAUGCAGCGCAGGUAAUCACGACCGAGGUUAACUCCACCACCGACAACCCCCUUAUUGAGCCCCCUUCUGCGUCAAAUAACCAGACUGGACAGGUCCACCAUGCAGGCAAUUUCCAAGCGCUUGCCCUGACGAACGCGAUGGACCAUGUCCGUCUCAGCCUCGCGCACAUCGGGAAACUGAUGUUCGUUCAGCUUACGGAGAUUCUGAACCCAGCCAUGAACCGGGGCUUGUUCCCGAAUUUGGCGGGUGGAGAGGUCGGAUUGGAUUUCGCGUUCAAGGGAGUGGAUAUCGCUGCUGCGUCGUAUGCGGGCGAGUUAAAUGCACUUGGUGGAAUGAACGUAGGCGUGGGCAAUGUGAGCGCUGAGAUGCACAAUCAGAGCGUCAAUUCACUCGCGCUCAUCUCAGCACGGUACACCCUCACUGCACUUGAAGUGUCCACUCUUCUCGCCGCCUCACAUCUCAUCGUGAUAUGCCAGGCGCUCGAUCUUCGCGCACUCGGCGAGGAGCUGCGUAUAGUGCUCCCAGGACUCAUCCGCUCAUCCCUCCUCGAUGCCUUCCCUUCGCUUACUGAAAACUCCACGACUACCUCGCUUGUGGCCGCUAUCAUUCCGGCACUAACAGAGGCGCUCGACCGCACAACAACGCUAGAGACAAACGCACGGAUGCACAAGGUUGCAGGCGCGUGCGUGGUACCGCUCAUCACGGCACUCUCAACCUCUCCAGUGCAAGGUGCAGAGCUUGGGGCCCUCCCGGUGUUCAUUGCAUCCCUUGCCGCGGGGCUAGCGAAGAAGCUGACAGAGCUGCGAUGCGCUUAUCUGGGCGCACAGCCGAACGCAGUGCGUGGUGCAAGCCCGAGUACUGAGGAGACAAAGGUGGCAUGGCGCGGGCCCACCCCAGCAAGCAAGUACCUCGCACCGCGGACGCGUGCACUGUACGAGUUUGUAAGGGUGACACUAGGCGUGCGAAUGCACGGGGCUGCGAAUCUCAGGGGAGAUGUGUUUGGGAUGCAGGAUGGCCUAGAGGGUGAGGAUGGGACCAUUGGGAACGGGGUCUCUGUUAUUUGUGAGGCGAUUAGGGAUGGAAGGGUUGGGCGGGUUGUGGUGGGGAUGCUUGAGGGCAUCGAGGGGUUGUGAGGAGCCUUCGCAGUCCUUCCACGGAGGCUGACUCCCAGGCGUCCGUGUGCUUACAGCUUGAGCAGAUUUGGAGAGGCGGCCACUUCCUACAGCGCCGUCAUCCUCUUACUUUUAUUUGUUUGAUAUUCACGAAAAUUUCUUUGAUAAUCGACAUCCUUUCAUGCAUCACUACGUUACCAUAUACUAGCCUCCACGCAUUUAUUUCCUACACUGUUCAACAAUUCCCCGUCUAUAUCAUGCAUAACAGGCCUCUUAGAUAGAUUUAUCGUGUCUAAUAGAAUUCCUUGACGCGUA